AUGCCUGAUUUCUUUUGUACGGUUGGUUUUGGUUUAGAUUAUUUUGCAGUAAAGGAACUUCAAGUAUUGCCAUUGACAACUUUGCAACAGACAUUGGUUGGUAAAGUGUUUUUCCAUAAGGAAGGUAGUUUGGAUUCACUUCUGGUUCUCAAAACUGUUGAAAGACUUUUCGUUAAAGUAGUUCACGUUGAAGUAGAACCCAACAUUCAAGAUUCUCUCUUGGAAGAUUGGCUCACUUGUAAGCUUUCUCAUACAAGUAAAUUUUUCAGUGAUUGCCUGCUUACAUGGAAAGAAAUCGCUAACAUAAAUAGUGAUUGCGCUGUAAAGUUCAGAAUCAAUUCCAGACUCUCUGGUGGAUUCCGUAAAGCAUCCAACUUCCAACGUGUGUCAUCUCUGGUAGGAAGUGUUUUCAUGCAACAUUUAGAUUCAUGUGUCAUCGAUGUUAGAGAUCCAGAUCUUGAAAUUUUCCUCCAUCUGAAUGACAGUUUCUUGACUGUUGGACUUCAAGUUACCAAGAAACCGUUAUCUGACAGGAGUUAUCUGAAUCAUAUUCUUGUGAGAUCUACAGUAUGUGUUGCAAUGUGCAUGGCAGUGGAUCUGUCUAGCAAAGAUGUCAUCCUAGAUCCUAUGUGUGGAGCUGCCACAAUUCUGGCUGAAGCUAUCAAGCAGUUUAAUUGCAAAGCUGCAGUUGGUGUUGAUUGUGAUCCAUUGCAACUUAAACUUGCCCAAGACAAUUUGAGUACCAGCCUUGCUUUUCGUCACGUGGAUUUGAUUUGCGGGGAUUCUCGCAGCAUCAUUUUUAAAGACCAGUGGUUUGAUGUGGUGUUGUGCGACGUUCCUUUCGGCCGAAAAUUCGGUGAAUUCAAGGAAAUCCAGCGUUUGUUAACAAGUAUUGUGAAAUCAGUUGACAUUGUUCUUAAACCUGGAGGAAGAGUUGGUAUUUUGAUCAGCGAAAAGUUACGACAAACACUAAUCGAUCUGUGUCCGGAUUGCUGGUCCCUGCACAAUCAACACCCAUUGCGACUCGGCACCUUACCAGCUGCAAUCGUCACUUGGAAGAAAACACUUACUUGUCCAAUUUAA
Molecule: messenger RNA, 1083 nt
Organism: Daphnia pulicaria
Lineage: Eukaryota; Metazoa; Arthropoda; Branchiopoda; Diplostraca; Daphniidae
Product: THUMP domain-containing protein 2-like
Exons: 1
Coding region: 1-1083 (360 amino acids)
Biological process (GO): tRNA methylation
Molecular function (GO): tRNA (guanine) methyltransferase activity
Source: RefSeq, a predicted model, not a curated record